UGGCAUUUUUGCCGUUUAAAUGUAUCUCAUUUCCAUGCAUAGGUUGAUCAUUUAUACAUCAUUAGAUACAGAAAAAUAAUAAUGAGUAAUAUAUAAAUUCAAAAGACAUAAUUAUUUAAUACGUGUUUAGUAGACAUCAAUUCACAAAACGAUGUCAAAUAUCCUGUUGCUCGUCGAACACGUAAAAGAAUGGAAUCCAUUUAGCCACGUAGAAGCAGAACGAAGAGGCGUCUGAAAAAGGGGAGCCAAUUUCUUUGGGGGUGUUCUUCCUUGGACGCUUCAAUUGCAUUGCAUUCAAUCUUUUACUCUGAACAAACGGGAAGAAAAUGUUUUGAAAGGAUUAUAGCUACACCCUGUGACUACCAUAUCCCUUCCAUGGGCUCUAGUGCAACAUCAUUUGAUUCUGUAUGCAAAUGGAAUACCACAACUCAGUCAUUGCUGAGAUGGAGACAACCAAUGGAGAAAUCCAUCAACUAGACCUGAUACCACAGUCCAAAGAGGGUGGUGCUGAUCCUGUGGUGAGCGACUCUCAGCUACUGAAGAAAGGAGUGCUGGACAAGCCGACAGCGUCGGGGGAUGUUCUUAAUGGUUUUGUUAAGGCAGACGUGGUGCCAAAUGGAGAACGAGUGGCAGAGGGCCCGCGGCCAAGCGCAGGAGGGGACGGCCAUCCAAAUGGCCCCCUGCCUCCUGCUACCCAGGGCACCAGCCCACCUGUCAGCCCCCAGUCCAAAGAGCCAUCCCAAGGUGUGGCCGCUAUCCCACCACCCAUGCUAGAGAAGUCUGAGGGAGCUAGUGCUGAGGGCCCUGUUCACAAGGGUGAUGCAUUGCAGUCGCUCAGACUGAGUAUGCCUAUGCAGGAGACUGAAUUGUCUGCCAAAGAGCCAUCACUGGAGCUGGAGAAUGAGGAGAAGAUCCGCCAUGAUGCUCGUCGACGCCUGGAGGAGCAGCUCAAACAGUACAGAGUGCAGAGGCACAAGGAGACGUCCUACCGCUCUACCCCAAAGAGCCGCAGUGGGUUCAGCACUCUGGACCCAGACCUCAUGAUGCACCCAGAGGCUCUUCCCCGGGCCAGCACCACCUCCAUGACCACCGAGUACUCCUUCCUGAGGACCAGCGUCCCCCGGGGACCUAAGCUGGGCAGCCUGGGCAUCCCCCCAGCCAAGGAGAAGAAGUCACGGUCACCCCGCCCCAGCAAGAUCCACUCACUGGCCGACUACAAGACCCCCGAGCCAGCAGGGGGCACUAGUGAUGGUGGAGGAGGCGGCGGCGUGGUCAGGACGUCUGCAGACUCCUCCCUGGGGUCCAACCUGAGCUCUGUAUCCACCCUGUCAGAGGUCAGCAUGAUGUCAGAGGUUGGCUCCAUGGAGAUGACCUCUUCGGAGGCCCCGCUGGUUUCAUCAAUGUCUCUCCAGGACAACACCUCGGAGGUGGAUCCCGGCAUCGAGUCAGGGAUGGGGUCGAGGCCCGGUGGGGAUGGGAAUGACAGCGACAGCUCUACCUACAGCAGCGUGUCCACCUCCACCAGCGGCACUGGGAUCUACGGCAUGCUGGCAGUGGGCAGGCAGAGAGGAGGGAACUACACGGUGGCGGGCAGGGAGAUCGUUCCGGAGGCCAUGGGCAACUUCCCAUCACUGCGGGAGGUGCUGCAGGCUGCCAGCGAUGAGCAGCAACUGCUGGAGCUGGAGCAGGACAGGGAGGGGACUGGGGCACCACGCAGCCGCAGGGACAGCUUCUCCAGCAGUGUGUCAUUGGAGAGCUCUGUGAUGGGACAUGACGAAAUGCUCCAGGUUCUGAAGGAGAAGAUGAGACUGGAGGGCCAGCUAGAGUCUCUGUCUUCUGAGGCCAACCAGGCUCUGAAAGAGAAGACUGAGCUCCAGGCCCAGCUGGCUACAGUCAACGCCCAGCUACAGGCCCAGGUGGAGCAGUCCCAUGCCAGCCUGGAGAAGCAGAGCUCCCUCAACAAGGAGGUGUCCACCCUGCGCCAGAGCUGCUUCCAGCUGGAGAGGGCCAUGGUGGAGCUGCAGGGCAACCUGGAGAGCAAGAACGCUGGCCUAGCCUCGCUGGGCAAUGACCUGCAGGUGGCUGAGGAGCAGUACCAGAGACUCAUGGGGAAGGUGGAGGAGAUGCAGCAGAACGUCACCUCCAGGGACAACGCUGUCCAGGAGUUGCGUCAACAGAUGGGUGGUCUCCAGACUCAGCUCCAGCAGGUCCAGCUAGAGCGCACCACCCUGCAGAGCAGGUUGAAGACCUCCCAGGCAGAGAUCAACUCGCUGCAACAGGUCCGCCAGUGGUACCAGCAGCAGCUAGCGCUGGCCCAGGAGGCUCGGGUCCGGCUCCAGGGCGAAAUGGCCAACAUGCAGGCUGGGCAGAUGACCCAGAUUGGUGCCUUGGAGCACCUGAAGCUGGAGAACGUGACUCUGUCCCACCAGCUGACACAAACCCAGCAUCGCUCCAUCAAAGAGAAGGAGCGCAUCGCUGUACAGCUGCAGAGUAUUGAGGCUGACAUGAUGACCCAGGAAGCUGCCUACCAGCAGAUCCAGGAUGCCAAGAGCAUGGUGGAGGACGACCUCCAGCACAAACUGGACGAGUUUGAGGAGGAGCGAGAGCACUUACAGAAACUGGCCAACACCGCCAGCUCACUGGAGAGGGAACUAGAGCAGAUGAAGGUGACCCUAUCGCAGAAGGACCUGCAGCUGGAGGCCCUCCAGAAGGAGCACCUGGAGCUGAUGAGACAGCUGACAGCCACUCAGGAGAGCCUUCACACCAAAGAGCAGUCCAUCAACCAGCUGGAGGCCCGCUACCUGGAGCUAGAGGCCACGCUGGCAGAGCUGCAGACAGAGACCAACGCCAAGGACGAGAACAUCCAGUACCUGCAGAAUGAGAAGAUUGUGCUGGAGGUGGCCCUCCAGGCAGCCAGAGCUGAUAAAAGUCAGCUGGACGAGGGGGCGGAGAGGCUGGGGGAGGAGGUGCUGGUGGCCUCCGAUGUCCUUGAUCAGCUCAGGCAGGAGGUCCAAGUCAAAUCCUCACAGAUUGGAUCUCUGCAGCAGGAUUACGGCACCCUGAAGAAACAAGCUCAGAAAUUGAAAGAGCAGUUCACGCAGCAAAAGGUGAUGGUGGAGGCCUAUCGCCGGGACGCCAGCUCCAAGGAGCAGCUGAUCAGUGAGCUGAAGUCCACUAAGAAGCGUCUGGUGUCAGAGGUGAAGGGGCUGAAACAAGAGCUGCUGGAGGCCCAUGGGGAGAAACAGAAAGCUGAGCUGGAGCAGAGCCGGAUGCAGAAGGAGGUAGUCCGGGUCCAGCAGCAGAUGAACAGCCUGGAGAACCACCUGCAGUCUGUGCAGACCGAGAGGGAUCAGCUGGAGAAUCAGAUACAGUCACUACAGUUUGACCAGAGCCAGCUAGCAGCAGUGACGGAGGAGAAUGAGGGCCUGAAGAAGCAGGUGGACCAGAUGCAGUCCGAAGCCAGGAAGGCCAUCUCAGAGCAGAAGGUGAGAAUGAAGCGGCUGGGGACAGAUUUGACCAGCGCGCAGAAGGAUAUGAAGGCCAAGCACAAGGCCUAUGAGAACGCAGUGGGCAUCCUGAGUCGCAGGCUCCAAGAGGCCCUGGCCGACAAGCAGACCACCGAGGCAGAGCUGGUCAAACUCAAGGCCCAGGUCUCAGACGGCGGAAACAACCAGGCCCUGCAGGAUAAGAUUGAGGCUCUGCAGAGUGAACUCCAGGCUGUGAGUCACAGCAAGGCCAUGCUGGAGAAGGAGCUUCAGGAGGUCAUCUCCCUCACUAGCACUGAGCUGGAAGAGUUACAGGAGAAAGUAAUGGAGCUGGAGGAUGAGCUGCAGGAGGCGCGAUGCUUCAAGAGGAGGAUUAGACGACUGGAAGACGCCAACAAGAAGUUAUCCCUGGAGCUGGAGCAUGAGAAAGGGAAGUUGACGGGACUGGGGCAGUCCCAUAAUUCACUGCGGGAGCAUACCAAUAUUCUAGAGACUGCCCUGGCCAAGAGAGAGGCCGACCUGGUCCAGCUCAACCUCCAGGUGCAAGCUGUACUAAAACGAAAAGAGGAGGAAGACCAGCAGAUGAAGCAGCUGGUCCAGACUCUACAGGUCGCCUUGGAGAAGGAGAAGGCCAAAGUCAAGGACCUGAAAGAGCAGGUGGCAGCAGCUAAGGCAGAGGCUGCGCACAACAGACGGCAUUACAGGGCAGCCAUGCUGGAGCUGUGUGAGAUCAAGAAGGACCUGCAGGCCAAAGAAGAGCUGGUCAAAGCCCUGCACAGUGAGGCACACAAACUACAGGCUCAGGAUGAGAAACACUCUCAGGAGGUGUCCAGGUUCCAGGAGGAGCUGUCAGAGGCCCACUUCCAGCUCCAGAUCCUCCAGAAACAGCUGGAUGAACAGCUUAGCAAGCAGCCCCUCACAAACCAGGAGGUGGAGGAUUUGAAGUGGGAGGUGGAGCAGAGGCAGAGGGAGAUCGAGGCCCAGAGACAGCAGCUGGAGCUAGUGGAUCAGUGCAGCCAGAGGGAGCUGGACAGCCUGCAGACAUCUCUACAGGGCAUUAAGGUGGAGCUGGAGUCUGUGCAGGAGGAGCUGAGCAGCACCAGAAAGGAUAAGUUCAUGCUACAGGCCAAGGUGGGGGAGCUGAGGAACAGCAUGAAGACUGUUCUGCUGCAGAACCAGCAGCUCAAACUGGACCUCAAACAGAACCGCCUCCGGAAGCAGAGGAUGGAGCCAUCAAACCCAUCAAGCCCAGUGACCCCGGUGAAGAUCCCAGACUGCCCUGUGCCUGCCUCCCUGCUGGAUGAGCUGCUCAAGCCCUCUGCCUCUGUCAACAAGGAGCCCCUCAAUAACCUGCACAACUGUCUGCGCCAGCUCAAGCAUGAAAUGGACAGCCUUCAGAAACAAAUGGAGGAGCACACAGUCACCGUGCACGAGUCCAUGAUGUCAUGGAAUAACGCAGAGGAGGAAUUGACUCGACUGGGGGUGCCGCUGGAGAAUGACUCCAUAACAUCCCCCCCUCUAAACCAGGUGGACAGUAACGGCGGAGCAGAGGAGGAGGAGGAGGAGGAGGAGGAGGAGGAGCCACAGCCAUCGUAAUGCAGCAUCUUCUCAGGCAGACACACAGAGUGGAGUUUUAUCCACAAGGGCACCUUUUUUUUUAACCUGUUUUUUCCAUUUCUUAUCAAUUGCUGCCAACAUUUGGCAUUAUUAUCAAAUCAGCACAGACAGUGGUUGGAUAAAGUAAUUUAUACUUAUAACCAUAGCUUUACUCUUUAUUUGGACUUUGUCUAUUUUUUUGUUACGGCUGUCAUUUGUCAUAUUUAUUUAUUUACAAUUCAGGAAUGACAAUAUUGAACCUUAAAUGACCGUGACAACUACAUUGUUAGUUUAUUUACGCAUACUGGUACUUUUGAUAUACUUUCUCAUGCUCCGGUAAGAUAAGUGAGACAGUUUAAAGCCUGCAGAAAUUGACUAUUGUUAUAAGCAUACUGUAGUCCCUCUUACUGUUCUUACAUAUCUCUGUGCCUGCGAAUGAGAGGAGCCACUCGUUCCAUAAACUUGUUGAAAUCCAAAUCGACCCUUAGUCCCUCCACUUAGACACACCUGUAGAUCUGAUUGGAUAAAUGUUAACAAUAUGGCAAAAAGUAUACUAGGCCUAUAAGAAGGCACGGUGAAGCAAUAACCAUAUUCCACCGCCUCAGAUUUACACAAGUUUAUCAGGGUGUAGGCUAGGAGUUGGUUUGGGAUUUAGGGAGUCGUCUGGUCAAAUGCCCCUAUGGCUUUCAAACUGUUUGUGGUGAAUCACUAUCAUUCUCCUUUUAGUACGCCUCACAUUUCAGUUCAUUUCAUUAACAUCAAUCUAUUCAGUUUUGAAUUGCUUCUCGUUCUUUUUUAAAGCUUGCUAUCAACAUAUCAUUGUGGGCUCUGCAACUUUGUGGAAAAUUAAUUCUUAACUAUGUAUGAAAUUGGGAGUUUGUCUGGCUGGCUUGGACUGUAGUAAUGUGUAUGGCAUAGCCUUAAGGAAUCUUUUGUAUGCUGUUAAAGGACUAAAUGUUAUGAAUGAACGUAUCAUUAUUUCAAUUGACAGCAGGUGUACAAGAUGUAAUAUAGGUUAUAUUGUAUGAUUAUGCUGUUUGCAGAUCCAAACUGAAUGGUUUAAUGUUCAAUAUUUGGGUAGUCUCAACCGAUGUUGCACAAUUAAUGAGAGAGCUUACUGUAACUGACUUUGAGGGAGGGGAAGGUGUAAGAGAACUUUUACGCAAAAUGUUACUACUUCUAUUAGUGAGAUGCGCUCAAAUGUAUUCAUUUUUGUUACUAUGGUUUCAUAUUUACAGAAAAUGCCUGCCCCUUAAUUGCUUGUUUAAUUCCUUUGCGGUUGAUUUGCUGUCAAGGAAAACUGUUUAUUCUUUGCAGAGGUUAAUAUAAUAUAUACGAAUAUACUUCCUUUUCUCUACUUUUUCCUAUAAUUGAAUGACUUUGAUCAUUAUGUAAUAGUGUGAUGAGCAAAAACAUUUGAGAAUGAUAUGUUAUGAUAUGCAACUUGCAAAGCAUAUUUAUUCAAACUGUUAAGUCCAAAUGUAGACAGCAAUGGACACCAUAAACUACAGCACAUGCAGUUGUAAUGUGACUGUUUUAAAUGCCGAUAUACUCAUUUCCAGACAACAUGUAUCUUGCCAGUCAAAGUAAAUAGACUAUUUUUAACCACACUGUAAUAACAUGCUUAUUACAUAUCUGCAAAGGGAAAACCUAUAGUCGAAGGGCAAGCUGUGUUCAGUUGACUGGUAAUAACUAACAGCUCUCAUACUGUGUUUUUGAAGAAGGGUUUGAAACAAUCUGUUCGAAAUUGACUUGUUGAAUCUAUACAACAUUGACUGUAUCUUCCAAGCUACCUUUCACUGUUGUCUACAUAUUUGAAUACUUAACAUUUGUUGGUACAUGGAGCAGGGAUAAAAGAGUUCUGUACAUAAACCUUGCUGUAUUUGCCGUUCAAUCUUUUAAUCUGCAAAGAGGGGCAUAGACCUGCUAAACUGAUUCAUUGGGAGAUUGUAUUUAUCUCAUAAAGUUGCACUAUUCAUCAA
Messenger RNA from Coregonus clupeaformis (lake whitefish), 7063 nucleotides. RefSeq names its product golgin subfamily A member 3-like. The transcript has 24 exons. The record is from RefSeq and is a predicted model, not a curated record. NCBI's taxonomy places the organism in Eukaryota, Metazoa, Chordata, Actinopteri, Salmoniformes, Salmonidae. Bases 408 to 5081 code for a protein of 1557 amino acids.